Messenger RNA from Chiroxiphia lanceolata (lance-tailed manakin), 1232 nucleotides. It is a transcript of the gene CD28, whose product is annotated as CD28 molecule. Gene Ontology annotation, biological process: T cell costimulation; positive regulation of T cell proliferation; T cell activation. Bases 60 to 728 code for a protein of 222 amino acids. Lineage: Eukaryota; Metazoa; Chordata; Aves; Passeriformes; Pipridae. The record is from RefSeq and is a predicted model, not a curated record. The transcript is spliced from 4 exons. Gene Ontology annotation, cellular component: membrane; external side of plasma membrane.
GGAGACGUGGCAGUGCCUGCAGGGGGUGGGGACAAGGCAUAGGGCCCACCAUUACCACCAUGCUCCUGGGGAUCCUCGUGGUGCUCUGCUUCAUCCCCACUGCUGAUGUAACAGAAAACAAGAUUUUAGUGGCUCAGAGUCCUUUGCUCAAGGUAGAUAACAAGACUGCAACUCUAAUUUGCAACUACACAUACAAUGGAACAGGGAAGGAAUUUCGAGCUUCACUGCACAAAGGAACGGACAGUGCAAUUGAAGUUUGCUUUAUUUCAUGGAACACGAGCAAAAGUAGCAGUACUUCAAAUAAACAAUUCAACUGCCAGGGGGCUUAUGAUAAAGACAAAGUCAUCUUCAAUCUUCAGAAUAUGAGUGCCAGCCAAACUGACAUCUACUUCUGCAAAAUUGAGGUCAUGUAUCCACCCCCAUAUGUCUACAAUGAGAAGAGCAAUGGGACCGUCAUUCAUGUGCAAGAGACACCUAUCCGAACACAAGAGCCUGUGUCUGCAAUUCCUUUGUGGAUUAUGGCAACAGUGACUGGAGUUCUUGCUUUCUACAGCAUGCUAAUAACUGCAGUUUUUAUUAACUACUGGCAAAAAUCCAGAAGGAAUAUGUACCAUCAGAGUGACUACAUGAACAUGACUCCCCGGCACCCACCAUACCAGAAGAACAAGGGUUACCCAUCCUAUGCCCCAACACGAGACUACACUGCGUAUCGGUCCUGGCAGCCGUAAGACCCACCAGCUGACCCACAGCAGCCUUGUGUGCUUCUAGGCAGUCACCUGCUCUUGGACAUGGAAGGAUAGCCUCUCAUUUUCUCAUUAUGUUUGUUGCUAUUGAUCAUGGACACCUAGGCAAUAGCAAAUAUUGGCUAAACUUUGAUAUAAUAUACUAAAAGAAAAAAACAAACCAACAAACAAACAUAAAAAGGGGGGUGGGGGGAAGUAAAAAAAGAAUUGUUCUCCAUGAUGGCUGAAAAUGAGGCCCAACUUGUGUUGAGGGUUGUCAGUGGGUAAGAUGAUGGCAUCAGAUCUCAGAGCUGGUCUCUUCCUGACACUUGUGGUCUUGCUCAGCUGUUGGGAGAAGCAGAACUUCUGUUCUUUUCCCAUAACUGCUGCCUUAGAUGUAACCCUUAAUCUCCUUUCCUGUGUGUCUAAUCCUCAGAAACCCUUGUUGCUGUUAAACCCGGCAAAAUGUAAAAAAAAAUAUUUUCUUCUCUACAAGACCAGAACACAAUU